Closterium sp. NIES-67 is the source of this 2367-nucleotide messenger RNA. NCBI's taxonomy places the organism in Eukaryota, Viridiplantae, Streptophyta, Zygnematophyceae, Desmidiales, Closteriaceae. The record is from the annotation of a GenBank genome assembly.
ACUGGACCAGUCAAGAUUAGAGUUCCUGGCCAGCGUAAAAGCUGCUGAGCCUGGCAGAUCAGCUCUCUUACUGGCAUGCUGCAUUCUGUCUGGCUAGUCUAGCGCUUUUGACUUAAACUUUUAACUUCAGUCCUUACAUCGCUCGUUUCUCGCCGGUUUCGAAUCUUCCUGGAAAGCUGUCCUAUCCACUUGCCAACCCCUGCCAUCCUACUAAGCGGUGGUCCGAGUGCAGAUGUCGUCGCUCGUUCACCCCACCGCUCCUGGUUUGCUCACCUGGUUUACGUUAGGCUCAGACACUGUUCCCUUUUUCCGUGUGAUUCCGCGUGAACCGCAUGGACGUGCAUCUGUCGCCUCACGUUCCCUGGGAACUGCUAGCCAGCUCGCAGCCAGGGAUCAAAAGCAUCCAUGCAGCAUCCUCGAUACGAAACCCGAAAGGGGUUACCAGGCUUUUGCUCGGCUUUAAGCAUUCUGGAUUCAACUGCCGCAAUUCCGAUGUCCGAGCUAGGCGGCUAAAGUCUGGGCAUAAUACAUGGGUUUUAUGUAAACCGGGUCCCGACUCUACGAGCAGACGAGAUAUCCCCAGUCACGCACGGCGGUGCGUUUCGGCAUUCGCGUUACAGCACGUCUCGCUAGCAGCAAGCGCGAGCUCGGAACACAACUCCGCCAAACGAAUCGAACAAAACGAGCAAAACGAGCUAACCGAUCCGGGGCUGCUUUGGGACUUCUCCUUCGAUUCCGACGAGGACGACGGGCCCCUGCCGGACGUCCCCUCGCGCUGCCUGCUGCACGCCUUCUCCUGGUCGUCGCACGAGGCGGGGGGAAGCGGCGGCGGAGGCGGGGGGAUCGGCGGACGGUGGUACGACGUGCUGGCGGAACGAGUGGGGGACUUCAAGGCCAUGGGGUUCUCGGACCUGAUAUUCCCGCCCUGCUGCAAGGCUGCCGAUGGACCAGGAUUCGCUCCCGUGGACUUCUACGACCUCAAUAGCGCGUACGGGUCAGAAGCUAGCCUGCGAAAGCUGCUGUCGCAGCUGCAUGCGGCGGGGCUCGGCGCGUGCCUGCACGUCGUCGUCAACCGGCUGGGCGCGUGGAUGGAGGGGAGCGGAUCGGAGCAGCAGCAGCAUCAACGCCAGCAGCAGCAGCACGGGCAGCAGCAGCACCACCAGGAUCAUCAGGGGCAGGAGACGGGAGAGGGAGGCGGGGCGCCAGGGGGCGUGGGUCCCGGGGAGCCAGGGCUGUCGGAGUGGAGGCGGACCACCAACACUGUGGGCGAGCCGGCGGUGUGGCGGCAGGGCGAGCAGGUGGGCAUUGAGGGGCAGGCAUCAGGGGGAGGAGCGAGCACCAUGGACCAUGGGAACCCUGCUGUCGAGGAGGACUGCAAGGGGUGGCUGAGGUGGCUGCGAUUCGAUGUUGGAUUCGAUGCGUGGUGUUUUGACCUUGCCCGCGCCUUCGAUCCGGCAGUAGCCCACUCGUACUGCUGGGAUACUAGCCCCACGUUUGCCAUCGCUGAUGUGUGGACAGAAAUGCGAUAUCAGGGGGGAUAUCUGGAGUACAACCAAGAUGCCCAUCGAGCGCAGCUCUCUGAUUGGGUGAAAGCAGCACAAGGAACACCUCUCAUGAUCGACUACACUACAAAGGGCAUUCUGCAGGCGGCAGUGCAGGGGUGUGAGUACUGGCGCCUCAUUGACCCCCAAGGCAGGCCUCCUGGUCUCAUGGGCCUGCUGCCGGCAAAGGCAGUCACAUUCGUGGACAACCACACCACUGGCUCCACACAGCAGCACUGGCCGUUCCCUGCAUGGGGGGUCACUCUUGGCUAUGUGUACAUCUUGACUCAUCCGGGCGUGCCAUGCGUCUUCAUCGACCAUCUCUACGAGUGGAACCUCAAGGACUCGAUCGAGAAGCUGCUGGCCAUCCGGCAUCGCAACGGCAUCACAUCCAACAGCGCCAUCCGCAUCAUGGCGUGCAACACUCGGCUCUAUGUGGCGCGCAUCGGCACCAAUGUGGGCGAUGAGACACUGUUCCGAGGGGUCGUUGUGAAGCUCGGGCCGUCGUUUGACAUGCUGGGAACUGCACCAGAUUCGUCUUGGCCGAUAGCCAUGUCAGGUCAUGACUUCUGCGUGUGGGAAAAAAACACUGAAUCGGAAUGACUCCAUACCAAACUACUGUAGUGGAACUUAGUAUUUGGACUAGCCCUGGGUGUAUACUGCAUGUAGUGCAUCAGUUGUAGUGCAUAAUGUGUCACAUUGUUUCUGCUUUGUUGGGAUGAAGAAUAUAGGAUAACCUGUAUCGGGUCAAUGCUGGGCUUGAUGUCUUGUUAUGUGCUCUUUUUUUGGGGUCUUUCAACUGUUUUCCUUACGUAUUCUUGUGGCG